Molecule: messenger RNA, 210 nt
Organism: Bipolaris victoriae FI3
Lineage: Eukaryota; Fungi; Ascomycota; Dothideomycetes; Pleosporales; Pleosporaceae
Exons: 1
Coding region: 1-210 (69 amino acids)
Source: RefSeq, a predicted model, not a curated record
AUGGGCAAAGACUCGUCCUUCCGCAUCUGCAUCGCCUUCCUCCUCAUAGUGCAACUCGCCUGCUGGUCCCUCACCCUGCUCGACUUGCUGCACCCGGGCAAACCGCACGCGCUGAUGCGCAACGUCAUGGACCUAGUGUCUCUCUUCUUCUCCCGCCAAUCUACAACCGCGUUGCUGAGCUACCGCGAUAUCAAGGCGUUGAUGUACUGA